Molecule: messenger RNA, 5115 nt
Organism: Syngnathus typhle (broad-nosed pipefish)
Lineage: Eukaryota; Metazoa; Chordata; Actinopteri; Syngnathiformes; Syngnathidae
Gene: slit1b
Product: slit homolog 1b (Drosophila)
Exons: 37
Coding region: 213-4664 (1483 amino acids)
Biological process (GO): negative chemotaxis; axon guidance
Molecular function (GO): calcium ion binding; heparin binding; Roundabout binding
Source: RefSeq, a predicted model, not a curated record
UGGCUGGCAUCCACGCCGCACAAUGACUCAAUGAGAGGAAGAAGCCAAGCGAAGAGGAAGAAGACGAGUCAGUCGGCACAGUGCACUGGAGCCCAAGCCGACCUUAAAUCGACGGCAUCUGCUUCUGGUCGUCCCACCCUACCUGGGCGCUCCUUCCUCGGGCAUCGGCUUCCUGGAGGAGGCAGCGGCGCUCCCGCAUCUGCAUAUCUGUCAUGAGCGGGAGGUCAAGAGGAUGCGGGCGGGCAUCCCUGCGGCUCCUGGCGCUGCUGGCCGUGGUGUCGGGGGUUGGAGGAGGAGGCGGCGGCGGCAGCGUGCGGGCCUGCCCGGCUCCCUGUAGCUGCCUGGGGAACACGGUGGACUGCCACGGCCUCGGGAUCCGCGCCGUGCCCACCGACAUCCCCAGAGGAGUGGAAAGGCUGGACCUGAACGGCAACAACCUGACCGUCAUCAGCAAGUCGGACUUUUCCGGCCUGAAGCAUCUGCGAGUGCUUCACCUCAUGGAGAACCAAAUUCGAGAGGUGGAGCAAGGCGCUCUGGAUGAGCUGAAGGAUCUGGAACGACUUCGUCUCAACAGGAAUCAUCUGACGCAAAUUCCGGAGCUUCUGUUCCAGAAGAAUGAAGCUUUAUCCCGACUCGACCUCAGUGAAAACGCCAUCCGGGCCAUUCCCAGGAGAGCCUUCAGAGGAGCCGCCGACCUCAAAAAUCUGCAGCUGGACAAGAACCGCAUCGGCUGCAUCGAGGAGGGCGCCUUCCGAGCAUUGCGAUCUCUGCAAGUACUGACGCUGAACAACAACAACAUCAGCAGCAUUCCCGUGUCCAGUUUCAACCACAUGCCCAAACUGCGCACUUUUCGGCUCCACUCCAACUCUCUGCGCUGCGACUGUCACCUGGCCUGGUUGUCCCCGUGGCUGCGCCAGCGCCCAGCGUUGGGCCUUUACACCCAGUGCAGCGCCCCGCCCGCCCUCAGGGGACUCAACCUGGCCGAGCUGCGCAAGAGCGACUUGGCCUGCUCAGGCCACAGCGGCAGCGCCUUCGUGCAGCCGUGCAGCCUGGCGUCCGGCUCGUGCCCGCCGACGUGCUCGUGCGCCAACAACAUCGUGGAGUGCCGGGGCCGAGGCCUGACCGCCAUCCCCGCCCACCUCCCGGAGGCCAUGGCGGAGAUUCGUCUGGAACAGAAUGGCAUCAAGUCCGUUCCUCCAGGCGCCUUCACCUCCUACAAGAAGCUUCGGCGAAUAGACCUGAGUAACAACCAGAUUUCCGAGAUUGCUCCGGAUGCUUUUCAAGGCCUCAAAGCUCUCAACUCCUUGGUUUUGUACGGCAACAAGAUAACGGAGCUUCCCGCCGGCGUCUUUGACGGCCUGUCCUCGCUGGAGCUGCUCUUGCUGAACGCCAACGAGAUCCGCUGCGUGCGCGCCUCGGCCUUCAAGGAUCUGGAGAGCUUGGCGCUGCUCUCGCUGUACGACAACAAGAUCGCAAGUUUGGCCAAAGGAACCUUCGGCUCGCUGAGAGGCAUCCAGACGCUCCACCUGGCCCACAACCCCUUUGUGUGCGACUGCAACGUCAAGUGGCUGGCCGACUUCCUCGGCGCCAACCCCAUCGAGACCAGCGGGGCGCGCUGCGCCAGCCCGCGACGCCUCGCCAACAAGCGCAUCGCGCAAAUUAAAAGCAGCAAGUUCCGAUGCUCCGCCAAGGAGCAGUACCACGUCCCAGGGUCCGAGGAGCGCCGGCGGGUUUCCGGCUGCGACGGCAAGCCGUCGUGUCCCAGCAAGUGCCGCUGCGAGGCCAACGUGGUGGACUGCUCCAAUUUGAGACUCACCAAGUUCCCCCAACCCUUGCCGCCGGCCACGGAGGAACUGCGUCUCAACAACAAUGACCUCACCCUGCUGGAGGCCACGGGCGCGUUCAAGGGCCUCUCGCAGCUCAAGAAAAUAAACCUGAGCAACAACAAAAUCUCGGAGAUCGAGGACGGCGCCUUCGAGGGCGCCUCGGCCGUCGCUGAGCUACACCUGAGCGCCAACCACCUGGAGGCGGUGCGGGGGGCCAUGUUCCGAGGGAUGGACUCGCUGCGCAUGCUGAUGUUGCGCAACAACAAGAUCGACUGCCUGCACAACGGCAGCUUCGCCGGCGGCCUGGCCAACGUGCGUCUGCUGUCGCUCUACGACAACCGACUGAGCGCCAUCUUGCCCGGAACCUUUGACGCGCUUCCCAACCUCUCCACGCUGAACCUGCUGGCCAACCCGUUCAACUGCGACUGCCGUCUGUCCUGGUUGGCCGCCUGGCUGAGGAGCCGGCGCAUCGUGACGGGAAACCCUCGCUGCCGAGGGCCGGCUUUCCUGCGCGAGAUCCCGCUGCAGGACGUGGCGGCGCCUGACUUCCGCUGCGAUGACGGCUCUCCGGCGGCAGAGUCGUCCGGCUGCCGUCUAGGCCCGCAGUGUCCCGGGGCUUGCACCUGCGUGGACACGGUGGUGCGCUGCAGCAACAAGCACCUGCAGGCCCUGCCCAGGGGACUUCCUGCUAACCUCACCGAACUAUAUCUGGACGGGAACCGGUUCACGCGAGUACCCGGGCACCUCGGCCACUUCCGCCAGCUGCAGCUGAUAGAUCUAAGCAACAACCAAAUCAGCUCCCUGUCCGACGACUCCUUUGCCAACAUGAGCCAACUCACCACCCUGAUCCUCAGUUACAAUUCCUUACAAUGUAUUCCUCCUCUGGCACUGGGAGGCCUGCGCAAACUCAGGCUCUUAUCUCUGCACGGCAACGACAUCUCUGAGCUGCAGCAAGGAAUCUUCGACGACGUCGCGUCACUCUCGCACCUCGCCAUCGGCUCCAACCCGCUGUACUGCGACUGCCGCCUGCUGUGGUUGUCCGAGUGGCUGAAGAGCGGCUACAAGGAGCCGGGCAUCGCGCGCUGCAGCGGACCGCCCGCCAUGGAGGGCAAACUCUUGCUCACCACGCCGCCCGAACGCUUCCUCUGUCACGGUUCGGUUGAGGCCAGCGUGGCGGCCAAGUGCAACCCGUGCGCGUCGUCGCCUUGCCUCAACGGAGGCCUCUGCCGGGCCCUGCGCUCGCACUCGCCGCCGUACGCGUGCACCUGCAAGGAGGGAUUCAGGGGCCAACAUUGUGAGAGUCCCGCCGACGCGUGCGCCAGUAACCCUUGCGUCAACGGAGCCACAUGUCUCCGAGACGAGCAGACGGGCGGCUUCAGUUGCACGUGCGCGUCUGGCUUCCACGGAGUCUACUGCGAGGUGGACGCCGACGACUGCCGGGACCACGGCUGCGAGAGCGGCGCCACCUGCGUGGACGGCGCCGGCAACUACACUUGCCUGUGCCCCCCGGGACGAGACGGCCUCUUUUGCCAGGAAGAGCGUGACGCCUGCGCGGCCGCCGCAACCAACCCCUGCAAGAAUCAGGCAACCUGUGUCGCCACAGCCACUGGACACCGAUGCGUGUGCGUCCCGGGUUGGGUGGGUCCCGACUGCGGCCUGGACUACGACGAGUGCGCGGACCACCGCUGUCAGAAUGCGGCGCGCUGCGUGGACCACCUGGACGGAUACACCUGCGUGUGCCCCCAGGGAUACACGGGUGAUUUAUGCGAGGUGUCGUCGGCCUCGCCCUGCCAGCUGGCCCAUUGCCGAAACGGCGCCCCCUGCGUGGAGAAGGCGGGAGCGGCGCUGUGCCAGUGCCCGGCGGGCUUCGAGGGUCCCGCCUGCGAGAAGCUGGUCGGCGUCAACUUUGUCAACGCAAACGCUUACGUCCAACUGCUCGACGUCAAGAACCUCCCCCGAGCCAACAUCACCAUGCAGGUGUCUACUGGGGAUGACAAUGGCAUUUUGUUGUUUAAUGGAGAUAAGGAGCCAAUCGCUGUGGAGCUUCAUCAAGGGCACAUCAGGGUGACCUAUGACCCCGGCACCCAGCCCGCCACCGCCAUCUACAGCUCGGAGACGGUGAACGACGGUCUCUUCCACACAGUGGAGCUGCUGACCUUGGAGCGGACGCUCAACUUGUCGGUGGACGGAGGGCAAGCGGCCACGCUGGACGGACACCGGCAGGCCGCCGGGACGGACGCGCCGCUCUACGUGGGAGGCCUUCCAGAGGAGGCAGUCGCCGCCGCCGCCUCGCUGCUGUCGCUGUCCUCGCACGCCAUCAACACGUCGGGUUUCCACGGCUGCAUCCGGAACCUUUACAUCAACCACGAGCUUCAGGACUUCACCCGAGGGCACAUGCAGGCGGGCGUGCUGCCGGGGUGCCGCGCCUGCCGCCGGCUCCUCUGCGUGCAUGGCUCUUGCCAACCAGGAGGGGGCGCACAGGGCGUGCAGUGUGCGUGCCAGUCGGGGUGGGCGGGGCCCCACUGUGACCAGCCAAUCCGAGAAGCAAGGGGUGCGCUCGACGCUGCGGGAGCUCCUCAAGCUUUAGGCUCGGCGUGUUUGGGUGUCCCCGUGCGCGAUUACCACCGCCUCCAGCGUGGGGCGCUCUUGUGCCGCACCUCCAAGACCUUCUCUUGGGUGGAGUGCCAGGGCCGCUGCCAGCCAGAGGGGGUUUCCCCGAGCUGCUGCGCCCCGCUGAGGCUGCGGCGACGUCGGAUCAGCUUUCUGUGCGACGACGGAACGUCUGUGACGCAAGAUGUGGAGAAGCCGCUCGAGUGUGGAUGCAAAAUGUGUGUGUAGUUCACACACAUCACACACAACGCAAAGAUGUCUUCAAUAUUUGUGAAGAGGAAAUGCGUGAAGUUUAAGACAAAGUGAAGGAUGAACUGAUUUGGAUGUUUGUGAAAGCACCUACUUUGAAGACAAAAUUGUCUGAUGCUAGGCGAAUGCAUUGAAGAGUCCAAAUGUCUUGAAUGGCAAGUUGGUGGUAGGCUUCAAAUGACCUUUGAUGUUUCUGUGUCAUUGAAAACAACUAUGUGGCUGUCCCCCAAAAUGUCUUUGACGUUUGUAUUUCUUAAGGUUAGAAGAUGCUGAAAUCCCAGUCAGACAAUACAAACAUGAAACCAAACCAAAUCUGUGAGUCUGCCACCUAAAGACACACACAAUGUGUGUCUUUGUUGCUUGAGGAAUUCCUCAGUGUUGUGAUGAGGCAGGCCAUUGUGAUCAACAAUAAAUGUAGCUUUGAAAUGGA